UGAACGUCUGAUUUUACCUGAGAAAGAAGUUAAAUAUGGCCUCAAAGAAAAACGAGAAAACGGAUAAAAGUGAGAAGGCUUUAGCUGCGGAGAAGGAACAAUUCGUCAAACUGCAGCUUCAAAGCAUUAACAAAUGCAUCACCAGCGCAGAAGCCCCCAUCAAAGAGAAAUAUGGACGCAAGAUUAUUUUAGGCACACACAAGGAAGGUGGCGCCGUCACGUUCUGGUCUCAUGCCGUGAAUUUGCCGCUGUCCAGUAACGCCAUUCUCAGCUGGAAAUUCUGCCACAUGGUGCACAAACUGCUACGAGAUGGCCACCCGAACACUCUGCGAGACAGCAGAGGUCAAACCGCAAGCAUCAGACAAAUGGGAAUAUUAUGGGGGAGUCUACAUGAUAGAUAUGGACAUAUUGUUGCACUGUACACAAAGCUUCUGUGUGUCAAAAUUGAUUUCCAUUUAAAGCUUUUGGAAAUCCCACCAAAUCUUGAAGCCCCUGAGGAAGUUCUUGAUAAAGCCAUCGCCACUGACAUCAACAAAGUGUUUGACAUGACAGGUGAUGCUCUUGACUACAUGGAAGCAGCACUAAAACUGCAGGAAACAGUUUUCCGGCAAAUGGAGUCCAAUUCCACCAGUUCUACAACCGUAGUGGGUCAGUGCCGUCUGGCACCGCUGGUUCAGGUUAUCCAGGACUGCGGGCCACUCUACCACUUUCUAGUCAAGCUCCUGUUCAAGCUGCACAGCCGAAUACCAGUGGACGCUCUGUUAGGACACAGAGAACGAUUUCGUGAGCAGUUCAACAGCCUGACACAGUUUUUUGAGAGAGCAAGAGGGAUAGAGUUUUUUAAAACUAUCAUUCAGAUCCCUGAUCUUCCCGCUGAGCCUCCAAACUUUCUGCGCGCAGCCUCACUCGCAGAUCACGUGAAGCCAGUGGUUGUUCAGAAUCAGGGAAUACCUGAUGAUGAUGACACUGACACACAGCUGGACUUCAACGAAGGACAGUCAUACCAAAUGUAUUAUGGAUUCAACCAGUAUGACCCUACACGCGAUUUACCAGAGCAACGAGAGACAGAGGCUGAUACACUGAGGAUGGAACUUGAAGUGGUGAAACCAGAACUGGAGCUUGUGAAAGUUGAGGCCCAGCGUGCUGUGGUCUAUUUGAAGUCUCAGGUGAAUAAACUGGAAUCUGAGCUUGAAGACCAGCGCACACACAAACAGAUGGCACUGGUGGAGAACGAACGCCUGCGCAUGGAGGUUGACACGCUCAGAGCUCAGACCGCAGUCGCAGCCAGCAUUCAGGCCACGGCUGAAGACGCAGGCAGCAGGGCUCAAACAGCACAGAUGCAUUUCACUCGACUCAAAGAGAAACAUGCCGAGCUGGUCAGCAGACACGCUGAUCUCAUGCGGAAGAAUACAGAAGUGGUGAAGCAGCUCAGCAGCACUCAAAAGGCUCAGGAGGAGCUGGUUGUGGCUAAACAGCAGAUGGCAGUAGAGAUCGAGCAGCUCAGACAGGAGAACAGCACCCAGUUGGAGGCGCAGAAAGCGGAGAUUGAACAUUUGAAGCUCGAGUUACAGACCGGGAAGGCUGAAAUGUCUCAUGUCCAUAAUGCUUUGCAGACUAAGGAGAAGGCUGGAGACCAGCUGAGCAGUGUGUUAGUGGGUCUGCAAGCAGAGAAGGAGGCACUACUGCGUACAAUUAGAGAACAGGAAUCUGAAAUCGCUAGCCUGCGUCAGGCUGUCCAGCUCCACCAGACCACUCUACAGCAGGAGAGAGACAGACAUCAGAGAGAGCUCUCAGCACUACAGAACCAACUACAGGAAAAGCUGUGUCGUGAACAGGAGCAGCAGAUGGAGAUUGAGAAACUGAGACGAGAGCUUGAAGAGAAGCGUGCAGAGGUGCUGCACGCUCAGAGAGCUCUGAACAGUAAAGAAACUGCUGGAGAUCAGCUGGGCAGUGUGUUAGUUGGUCUGCAGGCAGAGAAAGAGGUUCUUCUGCGCUCAGUGAAGGAACAGGAAGCUGAAAUCACUAACCUGCGUCAGACUGCUCAACUCCACCAGGCCACUCUUCUACAGGAAAGAGAGAGGGGUCAGAGAGAGAUGGCAUCACUGCACAAACAACUACAGGCAAAGUUGAGUCAGGACUCAGGAUUGUUGCAGCAGAAGUUGCAGGACGAGCAAUUCAGUCUGUUGCAGUGUGCUGUGGUGGAAGCAGAGGGCAUCGUCUUGGACGCCGUCGCCAAACUGGACGAUCCGUUACACGUCCGCUGCAUCAGCACGCCAGAUUAUUUGAUCAAUCGGGCUGAGUUGACAUUGGCCUGCAUCGACAAAAUGCAGCAGAGUCAUGCAGGAUAUUUGAGGAAUAUGAAUGAUGUGAGUGGUUUGUUGAGGUCAGUUACUCAGUUCUCCCAUCUCAUCUCAGACACUAUUGUUAAUGGAGCGGGCACUGCCCACUCAGCACCAACGGACCAAGCAGACCGAUUGACAGAUAACUGUAGGGAUUGUGCCACUCACUGUCUCCAGUUCCUGAAAGAACUCAAGAUGAAGGCCACCCUCCCGAGAGCUGACCCCACUGCUGUCCGCUACGUAGUCCAGCGCAUACUCAGUCAAGGCCAGGACCUACGACCCAAGGGCGCAGAUGUUCGGAAGGAAGAGCUGGCAGAUAUGGUUGAUAAGGAAAUGGCUGCAACUUCCUCUGCCAUUGAAGAGGCUGUGCUAAGAAUGGAUGAAAUAUUGAGCCAGGCAAGGAGAGAUACUUCUGGAGCGAAACUGGAAGUUAAUCAAAGCAUCAUUGGCUCCUGUUCGGAUCUAAUGAAGGCAAUACACAUGUUGGUAACAGCCUCCACUGACCUGCAGAGAGACAUUGUGGAAAGUGGCAGGGGUGCUGGAUCCGUCAAAGACUUCUAUGCUAAAAAUUCCCGUUGGACUGAAGGUCUCAUCUCUGCAUCAAAGGCUGUAGGAUGGGGCGCCACACAGAUGCUUGAUUCUGCAGAUAAAGUGGUGACUAACGGAGGUAAAUAUGAGGAGCUGAUUGUGUGCUCUCAUGAGAUUGCAGCCAGUACGGCACAGCUUGUCGCUGCCUCAAAGGUAAAGGCAGAUCGAGGCAACAAGAAGCUCCAAACUCUGCAGCAGGCCUCCCGCCACGUGAACGACAUGGCUGCUGUUGUGGUGACAUCAACUAAGGCAGGACAGAUGCAGAUUGAGGAGAAGGACUCCAUGGACUUUUCAGGCCUGUCCCUUAUAAAGCUCAAAACAGAAGAAAUGGAUUCCCAGGUGAAAGUUCUAGAGCUGGAGACACAGCUGGCAAAUGAGCGUAUACGGCUGGGAGAACUCAGGAAAAGACACUACGACAUGGAAGGAAUCCCAAUGGACUCGUCUUCAGAUAAAGCAAUGGAUCAUUUUGACAGUUCACUGCCUACCCAUUAUCCUGACCCACCCACAAUGGAACUACCCAGUUUAGAACCACUCAGACUGGAACCGCCCAGACUAGAACCUCCCGCACCUGAGCCUGCUAAAGGCUCUAAACGAACUUCAAUCUUUCAUAAAUCAGGCAGCAUCCUUAAGAAUGCAUUCAGGUAAAAGGAGCCCACGGUCAAGAUGUAUUAAGAAGAAACCAUCAGAAAUGAAUGUACAUUAUUAUGAAGCAUAGCCCAUUACAUACAUUAUCAUGGUUUGACAGUGCACUGGGUAAGAUAGAAUAAAAAACGUUCUGUAAAUAUCAGCAAAGAUAUACCAGAAUUUUUUAUAUUACCAUUCACUGAACCACUGAAAUGAAGACUUUCUAUCAGGUAAUUGAUUAUUAUGGACAUUUUUAACAAGAAGCAGGCUGAGGUUUUUAACUAUGCCUGUGUUAGUUUUGUUUACUAGUACCAUCAAAAUGUAGAUGGCUGGUACCAUUUUGAGGACCUUCAUAGGCCUGUACUGGCUGUUGUUAAUCUUUGACCUUUUAAAACUAUUCUUAUAAAGGUAUUUCAGCUAUAUGAAGACAAGAACAACACUUGAAACUGACUCCCUUCAAUAUGUCAUAAGAGUACUAUUAGACUGGUCACCCUCAAAGUAUUCGUUCUGAUGUUCAUUUCUGAUUUAACGUCUUUAAAAUGUUUUUACAUUUUAACAUGUUUUUACCAUACAGUGGCAAGACAAAAUAUGUGAACCCUUUGGAAUAAGCUGGUUUUCUGCAUUAAUCUCAUCUUCAUUAAAGUCACAAGAAUAGACAAACACAAUUUGCUUAAGCUAACAAAACACAAACAAUUAUAAUCUUUUAUGUCUAUAGAACACACCCCAUUAAACAUUCACAGUGCUGUGGAAAAAGUAAGUAAACCCUUGGAUUAAAUAACUGGCCAGUCCUCUUUUGGCAGCAAUAAACUCAACCAAAUGUUUCUGGUAGCAGCGAAUUAGACCUGCACAACAUUCAAAAGGAAUUUUGGACCAUUCUUCCUUACAGAACUGCUUCAGCUCAGCCAUAUUCUUAGGAUGUCUGGUGUGAACAGCUCUCUUGAGGUCGUUCCACAGCAUCUCUAUUGGGUUAAGGUCUGGGAUCUGACUGGGACACUCCAAAAGGUGGAUUUUCUUUUUGUGAAGCCAUUCUGUAGUGGAUUUACUUCAGUGUUUAGGGUCAGUGUCCUGCUGUAACACCCAACUUCUACUGAGCUUCAGCUGGCGCACAGCAACCCUGCCAUUAUCCUGUAGGAUAUCUUGAUAAACUUGGGAAUUCAUUUUUCCCUCGAUGAUGGAAAGCGGUCCAGGCCCCGAAGCAGCAAAGCAGUCUCAAAUCAUGAUGGUCCCUCCAUUGUACUUCACCGUUGGGAUGAUGUUUUGAUGUUGAUAUGCAGUGACCUUUUUACACCAUACAUAGUGCUGUGUGUUCUUCCCAAAAAAUUCAACCUUAGUUUCAUCAGUCCACAAAACAUUUUCCCAAUAGCGUUGUGGAGUGUCAAGGUGGUCUUUUUCAAACUUCAGGUGCACAGCAAUGUUUUUGUUGGAAAGCAGCGGCUUCCUUCAUGGUGUCCUGCCAUGGACACCAUGCCUGUUUAAUGUUUUCUGUAUAGUAGACUCAUGAACAGAGAUGUUAACCAGUUCCAAUGGUUCCUUCAAGUCUAUCUGUCACUCUAGGGUUCUUUUUUACUUCGUUGAGCAUUCUGCUGUGUGUCCUUUGAGUCAUCUUGGCUGGACGGCCACUUCUAGGGAGAGUAGCCACAGUACUAAAUCGUCUCCAUUUAUGGACAGUUUGUCUAACUGUGGACAGAUGAAUAUCUAAGCUCUUAUCUCUCUCGACAUAACUUUGUAACCCUUUCCAGCUUUAUGUAAAGCAAACAUUCUCGAUCGUAGGUCUUCUAAGAUCUAUUUUUUUGCAAGGCAUGAUCCACGGCAGCAGAUGCUUCUUGUGAAUAGCAAACUCAAAGUGUUUGAGUGCGUUUUAUUAGUCAGAGUAGCUCUAACCCACACCUCUAAUCUCGUUUCAUUAAUUGGAUGCCAGGUUUGCCAACUCCUGACUCUAAUUAGAUUUUGUUGACGUCAUUAGCCUAGGGGUUCAUGUACUUUUUCCAACACUGUAAAUGUUUGAAUUGUCUAUUCAAUAUGUACAAGAAUAAUACAAUAAUUUGUGUGUUAUUGUUUGUUCCUUAUUGUAACUUAGAUGGUCAAACCAGAUUUUAAGACAAAUUUAAACAUAA
Messenger RNA from Myxocyprinus asiaticus (Chinese sucker), 5665 nucleotides. Its product is annotated as huntingtin-interacting protein 1-related protein-like. The transcript has 34 exons. Gene Ontology annotation, cellular component: actin cortical patch; clathrin-coated vesicle. Bases 36 to 3572 code for a protein of 1178 amino acids. The record is from RefSeq and is a predicted model, not a curated record. Gene Ontology annotation, biological process: actin filament organization; endocytosis; clathrin coat assembly. NCBI's taxonomy places the organism in Eukaryota, Metazoa, Chordata, Actinopteri, Cypriniformes, Catostomidae. Gene Ontology annotation, molecular function: phosphatidylinositol-3,5-bisphosphate binding; actin filament binding; clathrin-cargo adaptor activity.